Pollicipes pollicipes is the source of this 709-nucleotide messenger RNA. Its product is annotated as protein stum homolog. Bases 72 to 632 code for a protein of 186 amino acids. The record is from RefSeq and is a predicted model, not a curated record. Lineage: Eukaryota; Metazoa; Arthropoda; Thecostraca; Pollicipedomorpha; Pollicipedidae. The transcript has 4 exons.
GACCGAGGCAGGCCCGCCGGCGGCGCCCGCUCCGUCGCCCGCCAGACCGCCUGCGGCAGCACCGCUGCGCCAUGGAGACCGUGCCCUCGCUGACGUUCACGCCGCCAGACGAGACCGAGUCCGGGCCGUCGCCCAAGACGCAGCGCAAGACGUCACACGACCGGCGCGGGUCGCAGAACCUGCUGCAGUCGGCCGGCAUCGGCAUCGAGAAGCGACGCCGCUCCAGCACCGGCCAGUACCGUAUCGAGAACAACCAGGUUGUUUACGAGACCGACAAUGGAGAGACGGAGCGAAUGGAGAUCGUCAAAAUACACGAGAAGCACGGCAGCUUUCGCAAGGCCAUCCCCUAUAUGCCUAUGCCGGUGGCCAUAACGCUUUGCGUGUUGAACGUGAUAGCACCCAGCAUCGGCACAUUCCUGUCGGGCCUGAUGUGCUUCUGCUUCGGCCCGAGCGAGUACCCGAGCCGCGGCCAGACGCUGGCCUGGUCCACGCUGGCCGGCCUGCUGCAGCUCAUCACGCUGCCCAUCAUAGUCGGCUGGAUCUGGAGCAUCAUGUGGGGCGUCGCCUUCGUCCAGGACUCCAUGGCCAAGUCCAUAAAAGACCACGACGACCAGAGGUCGGAUCAGGUGUGAGUGACCGGGCGCCGGGCACCACCUGCGUUGAGCCCGACCGGCAGUGGGUGGGCCGGGGUUGUCCACCAGCGGCGCCC